Molecule: messenger RNA, 3477 nt
Organism: Anarrhichthys ocellatus (wolf-eel)
Lineage: Eukaryota; Metazoa; Chordata; Actinopteri; Perciformes; Anarhichadidae
Gene: slco2b1
Product: solute carrier organic anion transporter family, member 2B1
Exons: 15
Coding region: 362-2323 (653 amino acids)
Biological process (GO): sodium-independent organic anion transport; bile acid and bile salt transport; transmembrane transport
Cellular component (GO): apical plasma membrane; basolateral plasma membrane
Molecular function (GO): bile acid transmembrane transporter activity; protein binding
Source: RefSeq, a predicted model, not a curated record
GUCGACCUGCAGCUUCUCACAGUGAGUCUGAAUGAAGCACUUCUGUCUGGGACCUCUUAGUGAUUGUUACUGGGAUUACUGGGACCACUAGAACCACUGGGACUACUGGGACCACUAGAACCACUAGGACUACUGGAACCACUAGGACUACUGGGACCACUGGGACCACUGGGCUGUGAAAGGAGAAUUUGAGCAGACUGAAGUGAGAGGAGCUGAUUUGUUGACAGCUGUGCUUUGAUUCAUGAGUGAAUGCAGCUGUUGAUGUUUGCUGAUACUUCAGUACACAGAGUACACUACCUUAAUUACAGCUUCCAGGUUUGGUUCUGGUCCUCCAGUCUCUCCGUGUGGUGAACGUUAAAUCAUGGGGGCCAAAGACCUCAGCAUGACCUCUGACCCCGAGGGGUCCCGACCUCCUGCCCGACGCCGGAGUCCCUUCAACAGCGUCAAGUUCUUUGUGUUUUGUCACAGUCUUCUUCAGCUGGCUCAGCUCCUGGUGUCUGGUUACAUGAAGAGCUCCAUCUCCACCAUCGAGAGACGUUACGGUCUCUCCAGCCAGAAGUCUGGUCUGCUGGCUGCUUUCAACGAGGUAGGGAACACGGUCCUCAUUGUGUUCGUGAGUUUCUUGGGGAGUCGUGUUCACCGGCCUCGGUUUAUUGGAGGCGGAGCUCUGCUGGCCGGCCUCGCCUCGCUGCUAAUGGCGCUGCCACACUUUGUGGGCGGAGCCUACGACUUCACCGACCGCAUCAGCUCCUCCGGUGAGAACAGCUCUGGUCUCUGCCAAUCAGAGAGCCCCCUCGCCACCUCGUCCUCCAAUCGGAGCUGCAGCCGGCAGGAGAGCCCCGCCCAGCUGGGGGUGUACCCCCUGCUGCUCAUGGGUCAGCUGCUGCUGGGCAUCGCCGCCGUCCCCAUCCAGCCCUUCGGCAUCUCCUUCAUCGACGACCACGCCAGCAGGAAGAACUCGCCGCUCUACCUCGGUAUCCUCCUCGCUGUGACCUCCAUCGGCCCGGCCGUCGGCUUCAUCACCGGCUCCCUCAUGCUGCGCUUCUACGUCGACUUUGACAAGUUACCAGAAGCCCAGAUCAAGUUGACCCAUGAGGACUUACGCUGGGUGGGAGCCUGGUGGCUCGGCUUCCUGGUGGCAGCCUGCCUCCUCUUCCUCACAGCGCUGCCGUACCUCUUCUUCCCCAGGAGCAUCUCCAAAGAGGACAGCGGCGACGACGACGUUGUGGAGUCCAGACCGGACAGCAAGCAGCAGCAGCAGACAAACCCGGUCCAGGAAAUCUCUCUCCUUCAGUUCCUCAAAAGUUUUCCUCGUAUCGCUCUGCGAACCCUGCGGAGCCCCAUCUACCUGCUGGUGGUUCUGGCGCAGGUCAACCUGGCGGCGCUGCUGGCCGGCCUCGCCACCUUCAUGGCCAAGUUCAUUGAGAGACAGUUCAGCCAGACUGUCUCCUUUUCCACCAUGAUGAUAGGGGGAGUUUGUAUCCCGCUGGCAGUGCUCGGCACCGUCCUGGGUGGAGUUCUGAUGCGACGGUUGAAUCUUUCGGUCAGCGGUGCCAGCAAGUUGUGCACUGCUGCCAUCCUGCUCUGCAUGUUAUCCUCAACACCGCUGUUGUUCAUUGGAUGUCCCACCCAGAAGAUCGCAGGGGUCUUUCCUGCCAGCACUGCUGUGUUGCCAUGCAGCUCUGGCUGUCGGUGUCCUCAGGAGGCCUUUAACCCGGUCUGUGGUUCUGAUGGUGUUGAGUUCAGGUCUCCCUGCCAUGCUGGCUGUAUCACCAUAGCAACAGAUCCGAACAAUGCCACAAACUACGCUGAGUGUCGGUGUGUCGCCGGUCUCGGCUCCGCUGCUCCAGGAACCUGCGGCAGCGGAUGCUCCGGGCUCCUCCUCCCCUUCGUGGCGCUGCUCGGUGUCACCAGCUUCAUCGCCUCCUUCUCCCAGACGCCGUCCUACAUGAUGAUACUCAGGACGGUGCCCACGGAGGACAAGUCUUUUGCAGUCGGGGUUCAGUACAUGAUGUUCAGAGUGCUCGCCUUCAUGCCCGGCCCGGUAUUGUACGGCAGCGUCAUCGACACCACCUGCAUCCUGUGGGGCGAAAAGUGCGGCAAGCGGACUUCCUGUCAAUAUUACAACCUGGACCGCUUCAGACAGAGAUUUCUGGGUCUGCAGGUGGUCUUCGUGUGCGGGGGUCUGCUCUGCUUCCUGCUGACAGUGGUGGUCCUACGCCGGAGGGUCAGACGCCAGGAACCACAGCCGGCGGGGAAAGGAGGCUAUGAGCUGGUGAGCUCUUUGUCUAAAGAGAAAGGAGCGGAGGACCUGAAGACCUGAAGACAAGAGGACGAAGAACUCUUAUAGACGCCCGGACCGCAACGUGGAACAAAGUCACCAAGUGUGUGGAGUCUUCCUCUCAUGUAAAGGACCAGAAUUAUCUCACAUUGUGUUAUUUUACACUCAAUAAAUACUUAUUAAAGACUAUUUUUAUAUUUGAUGCCUGAACAACUUUUAAAGUGAAUCCGUGCUGAUGUUUAAUGAGCUGCAGUUCUUCCAAAGGCCACUAGAUGUCGCUCAAAGGAAACUGAAGAGAUAGCAACGUCUGGCCAGAUUGAAUUAUCUCAACAACUACUGGAUGGAUGUCCAUGAAACGUUUUUCAGACAUCCGUGGUUCUCAGGAUGAACCCUACUGACUUUGGUGCUCCUCUGACUCUCCGUCUAGCGCCACCAUCUGGCCAAACAUUCAAUUGUCCUACACUACCAAUGUUUUUAUUAUCCAGGGAAAAAUUUGAGCAUGUACUUAAUGGGUUGGCACCCAAUUUCGUAAAAACAUUCAUGGUUCUCAGAGGAUGACCCUACUGACUUUGGUGAUCCUCUGACUUUUCAUCUGGCGCCACUAGCCGAUCAACAUCUUAAUGUGUUUAAACACUUUGGUUUAUGACCAAAAACCUGCAGAACUGAAGACAUCACGUCAUUAGCGACUGUUAGCAUGCUAACACGCUGAUGGGGAACAUGGUAAAGAUUAUAGCUGCUAAACAUUAGCAUGUUACCAUUGUCAUCGUCAGGUUAGCAUGUAGCUUAAAGCUAAUCUGGGGAAAGAUUCCCAUGUUGAAGUCAACAUGCACUCUCAAAACAGCACAUCUAUUAAAUCUGGGUUUAAUUUGGAGUUUUGGAGUUUUCAGAAAAAGUUUCCCAGUUGUAGCAGAAAUAGUAAUGUAUAGAAUUGGUCUCAUAUUGUACAUAUAUAUUAAAACAAGGCUUUUACUUUGAAAAUCACAUUUUUUUUAAGCAAAGAAAAUAUAUAAAAACAGACUUUAAUAGAUUAAUUUCCACAUAAUGAGUUGUUUGUUUUUAUUUUAUCCUAACAGACCUUUUAACAUAAAUCUGACUUUAUUCUCAAUAAAUUCCAUCUUCUCAUGUAAACAUUUUUUUGUCUUCACAUUUUCUUGAAGUUAAUUUGUUUAAUGUUCGUUGUUUUAGUUUUGUAAAUA